This is a messenger RNA of Colius striatus (speckled mousebird), 2962 nucleotides long. It is a transcript of the gene STOML1, whose product is annotated as stomatin like 1. The coding region runs from base 1156 to 2370 and encodes 404 amino acids. Gene Ontology annotation, cellular component: plasma membrane. The record is from RefSeq and is a predicted model, not a curated record. Lineage: Eukaryota; Metazoa; Chordata; Aves; Coliiformes; Coliidae. The transcript is spliced from 7 exons.
AGGGCUAGUGGGUGAGAAGGGAGUGAGCCGAGGUUGCCCUCUCCCCCCGGGCAGUGCCCACCGCCCCGCCUGCUUCUGCCUCCCCAGGGCAGACCCCGGGGUGCCGAUGGCCGAGGGAGGCUCGGGGGGAUGUCGGCGCCCGGCGGAACCAGGUACAGCGGCAGGGAUGCGGGCAGAGGCGUGAGGGUACAUAAACGGGGCAGGUGCAGGCACGGGGGUGGGGGCGCUGGCGGCCGGGUGGGAGUGCUGGCACCAGGGGCAUACUGGCACCAUCGGAUGGCAAAGCUGUGUUUCAGCUGCUAGAUGGGAACCCCAAGCUGCAGUGGGGUGAGAGGUGCUGGCUCAGCUGCAAGGGCUGCUGCUGUAUCUGGGGCAGUCCCAGGCCCCUGCUUCAGCCAAGGGGAACUUUAAACCUGCCUUAUUGCCGCCCCGGUCCUUGGCAGCACUGCUCUGGGCUGCUCUUUUUGUCUCUGCUGCCUUUUGCAGGCUGGCUAGAUGAGACAGGAGGGAAUUUGGUGUGGUGAGAAGAGGAAUUGCUGGGAAAAAUACCUGUCCCACUUCCCCGUGGGGCUGCAGCAGUCCCUGGAGCCACCCACUGCGAACGUGCCAUGGAGACCCCCGUGCCCCCCGUGUCUGCCAGAGCAGCUCCGGCGCACGGAGGGCCUUUCAGGAAGAACUCACCCGACCCUUGUGCCGUGAGUCGUUUCGUGGCCGUGACGCCGGCAGGCACGUGACAGGCAGAGCAGCGAGCGCCAGCAGCGGCUCCCGCCGCCUCCCCACAGCAUCCUCCCUCGCCCCCCAGCUCCAACGGGCUACGAAGCGCAUGGUGGCUGUGGGGACGCAGCUUUUGUCUCCCGGCUCGGCUCCUGCCUAGAAGGUUGCUGGGAGGAUGUGAGGACCCCAGUCUGGGUGGGAGCCCGGUGAGGGAACUCCCUGAAGGAUUUGAUUUCUUCUAGCAAGCAUCCUCCCUGGCAACAGCAGUGCUUGUCAGCUUCUCUCCAGAGUCUGUCUGGUUGCACAUCAGGGCAGGGACGUUGGACCAGGUCGGGGGCAGGCAGAAGCCAAGCUGGACACACAGGUGGCUGCGAUGGCAACUGAGAGCUGGGCUUAAGGCUGUCUGAGCAGGAGCAAGGCUCUGUGCAAGGCACUGGCACCAUGUUCAGCCAGUCGGGAUACCAAGCCCUUCCCCUGGGAGACUUUGACCGCUUCCAGCAGUCCAGCAUUGGGCUCUACGGUGCCCAGAAGGGCUUCUUCUCCUGUAGAUCGAAGGAAGAGCCUCUGGGGCCAGCUGGGAAUACCACAGACUCCUCCCAGGGUUGGCUGUCCUGGAUUUGCCAUGGGAUUAUCACCUCUUUGGUUUUCUUGAUGAUGGUUGUCACCUUCCCUAUCUCAGGAUGGUUUGCUUUGAAGAUCGUGCCCACCUAUGAGCGAAUGGUCAUCUUCCGCCUGGGCCGCAUCCGGGCACCACAGGGCCCCGGCGUGGUCCUGCUGCUGCCCUUCAUCGAUCACUGGCAGCGAGUGGAUCUGAGGAUGAGAGCCUUCAAUGUGCCCCCCUGCAAGAUGACCUCCAAGGAUGGGGCAAUCAUCUCCAUGGGUGCCGACAUCCAGUUCCGAGUGUGGGACCCCGUUUUGUCCGUCAUGAUGGUGAAGGACCUCAUCGCGGCCACCCGCAUGAUGGCACAGAGUGUCAUGACCAAGACCUUGGUGAAGAAGAGCCUCCGUGAGAUCCAGGUGGAGAAGCCAAGGAUUGGGGAGCAGCUGCUGCUGGAGAUUAACGACAUGACCAAGUCCUGGGGCCUGGAGGUGGACCGGCUGGAGCUGAGCAUGGAGGCUGUGCUGCAGCCACCUCGGGAGAAUCUGUUGAGCCCUCUUACCAUGGUGCCAUCCGAACCUGGGCUGGAUGGGCUGGAUGGCACCAUGCAGCAGCUGGCUGCCCAUUUCUUCAACACCCUGGCUCUGGCAGACUGUGGGACUGGCACUCUGGAGGCAGCAGGCAACUUGGAGACAGUGAACAUUGUGGAGCCUCCCACUUCUCCCCCCCUUGCCAUCACCAGCAGUGCCCAGAGGAAGCCCAGCACAGAUGAGCUGCUCUCAGCAGUGGAGCCUGUCCUCUCCGAGGCCCUGGUCCGCCAGGUUGGAGCAUCCUAUCAGGUCAACAUUGCCCUGCCCAGCGGCACCCAGAGCACCUACUUCAUAGACCUUUCCUCAGGCAGUGGGCAGGCUGGCCAUGGCAUGCCCGAGGACAGCGCUGAUGCAGUUCUAGAGGUGGUGGAGAAAGACCUGCAGGACCUCUUCUUGGGUGACCUGCACCCCUGGACUGCCUACAUGGGUGGGAGGCUGCAGAUGAAGGCAGCCUGCACCUUGCCCUGAAGCUGGAGGAGCUCAUCAAGGCGAUGAAGCAGCAUAGAUAGAGCAUGAGUGUCUGUGUGCAUGUGUCCUUGGUCACAGUGUCCCCAAACUCUUCUCUGUCCCAUCAGCACAGCUCGUGCCCUUGGCCAGUAUGCCAGCAGGGCACUGUCCUGGUGCCCCUCAACGGGCUGCAUGGCUAAGCAUCUCAGACUGAAAAGGACAUGAGCUGUGCAGAGGACAGCUGUUGUGGGGUGGGGUGGGGUGGCUGGAGUGGCCAGGUGAAGUGGGGUGCAAGGGCUGGCUGGACCAGGCUGGGGUGCCACCAGGAGGCUGGAGUCAGGGUGCAGCCUGGCAUUGCUAGUGGAAUACUGGGGUUUAUGGGGAAGGAGCAGAGGUGUGGAUGUGAGGAGUGACCUGCCUGGAGGUACCACAGCCUUCCCAAUACAGCGGUUUGUCAUGAGUGAUUGUGCUAUUUUGUGCUUCCAAGUGCUUUUGCAUGCGUGCUGUGGGGUCUGUCUGUGGGGGUGGAGGCACUGGAUAUAGGCAUCUAGAGAUACUUAUUUAUUUUGUAAGCUUCCUUUCUAUCCACUCUCGAUGGACAAAUAAACCUUGU